Messenger RNA from Cladophialophora immunda, 3441 nucleotides. RefSeq lists its product as uncharacterized. The coding region runs from base 387 to 3152 and encodes 921 amino acids. NCBI's taxonomy places the organism in Eukaryota, Fungi, Ascomycota, Eurotiomycetes, Chaetothyriales, Herpotrichiellaceae. The transcript has a single exon. The record is from RefSeq and is a predicted model, not a curated record.
CUCCAUCUCUGGUUCGGCGACAGCCUGGUGAACUACUGCUCUCACUCCUCUGCCACUUGCGAAACCCCCUUGUCCAACAAUCUGACGAGCCCGGGGGGUUAGGGCUUGGGAGUGCAGAUCCUGUUUCCCAAGUUUCUUGCUGUCCUGCGUCUGGCAUAUCUCUUCCACCACUGAGCUUCUAUUUGGCUGCCAAUGUCGCAUUGAGAAUAUCUGCUCCCUCCGCAACACCCACCACGACCUCGCUCUACUCCCCGUAACCGCACGAAUGCGUUGACGAUAUUGCCCUGGGACUUGGUGCUGUCUUCUUAGCCAGCAGCUCGUCGUCUUCGCGCCGUCGCAUUCUGUCAGGGUCAGCCGUCUAGCUCGUUGAUUCGAAGUCGGCCACCAUGGCGAAUGCGCACGCCCACCCUAUCCCUCCCGCCAUCCCGCACGACCUGUUUACACAGGAAGUCCCUCCGUCGCCGACCUUGACAAAUCCCGACAUGAUCUUGCCGUAUCAGCCUCACCUCGACUCGAGUCCCAGUCCACGUGCGUCUUCGCCGAUCUUACACUCUUCUCCGCUGCCCGUCCGUCCAGAUUCUGCAGUGUCGCUGGGUUCUUCUCCACCUGAGAUUGAGCCCGGAGUUGAGCUGGGGAUUGCGACAACCAUUAGAAUGCCCUCGAGGGCUGUCCCCCCGAUCAAUACCAACUACUACGGCUACGAACACGGGGCACCCCUGAGCGACAUUGGAGAGGAGGAAACCCCGAAAUCGAAGAAAAGUCGGCGGACCGAGAGCCCACUCAUGUCAGAUCCUCCUUCGCCGUCUCCCGCGGGCCCUUUUGUGCAUGCGACCCGGAGGUUAAGCACUCAAUCCUCCUCGAGCAAUGGCUCCGAUCUGGGUAAUUGGGAGGACUUCGAUACCUCCAAGAUCAUGAACGGAAGACUGGCUGCAGACGUGGCGAAGGUUCCAGACGAAGAGAUUGAGGAACCUGACAGCAAGAGGAAUAGCACGAUUACGACUAACGCGGAAGAUGAGAUGGCUUUGCUCAACGAACGAGCAGAGAGAAUUCUGGAGCAUGCCAGGAAGCGACUGACACAUAUGGAGGAUAACCUCAGUAAAGCCCGUCACAGCAUCCUUUUAUCGUCGAGAUCCUCGCCAAAUAUGAACGAACUUCACCAGCCGGCCGGUGGAUUAUACCGGUCCAUUUCUUUGGCCGGUGCAAGCCAGCGAAAGCCCAGACCACUUCAUCUUGUCAACAGAAAUAACUCUGUGGCACACGCUAGAGGCGGUAGUGAUACGACGGCAGGUAGCUCGGGACUGAAGCGCCUUUCCAUGAUUCCCGAAGUCAGAUCUGCAAGCGCCUUGGAAUAUGGACGCCGACAAGAAUCUCCCCAACAACUGCUUCACUCGCCAUCUGCCAGGGGCGGCCCAUAUUCGCCGGCGAGUAAUCGCAGCUUCAAUUCGCCGUUGCGGGUGUUGAAGGAGGAAGAAAGUCCUCCAACCACGACCGAGACAUCCCCAGAGACGCCAGCCCCGCGAGGCCUGGGCAUCAACACCUUAGCAGCCGUGUCUAAAGAAGAUAUUUCGGUGGUCACAAGCAGUCCCCCCACGGCUGUUGCUCGCUCUUCAUCGGCGAUGUCAAACCGGUCUACCAAAGAAAUUCGAGAACAGAUGUCGAAUCUGCAGGCCAAAAUUUCCGACCUGAAGGACAAAGCACAGGCCGACAGCCUGAGGAGAAAGAGUUUGCAGAGCAUGAGAACGCCCAGUCCCUUUGCGAGUGCGCAGAGCCCUGAGCAGUGGUACACGAGUGCCCCAGAGUACAGAGAGACAGGCAGCCCGAUUAACACGAAUGCUGGGAUGGGGUGGAGCCCAUCACGACAGAAGAAGCCGCUGGACUUCCAUGUGGCACCAGUUACGCCGCAGGCACAAACGUUACUCAACGUCGAAGUUCCGGCAACCAAAGAUUCUAGCUUUGUGAGUGAAGCCAGGACGGACAAGAACACCCCAAGUCUCCACAAGUCGAUCCAUCUGCAGCCGGAGCCUCUGGAAAAGUCAAAUUCAGUGCUUCAAGAAUCGCUGUACGAAGAUGCAGCACAAGACUUUGACGAUGACGAACCCAUUGCGGCUUCGGAAGAAGAGCAAAUAUACCUAAAUGAAGUUCUGGAGGAGAGCUUGCAGGACCUCGAGCCCGACGUCCCCGAGAUCCCCGAACAUCUGCUUCCUACCGAGGGCGCCGCAGAACGUCACGAGGACCGAUUGGAUGCUUUCGACUAUGAGAAUAUGUUCCUUCAUAGUGCGUUGGGAAAUUAUACUGGGACGGGUACUAGAAGUGAAACUCCUAGCGAGAGUGAUCGCAGCAGUGUAACAACGACACGCAUGAACCAGGACACACCGACAAUUGACGAAGAUGACACGGAAACUCAGCUUGAGGAAACAGAAACAGAAGAAGCCGCAAACACCCCGAUCCAAGAGAGCUUCCUCAAGCCUGGGACUCCGCCCAAUCCCACUCCGCUUGCGACACCCCCGAAACCGUGGAUGAAGGCGGCCCGAAGCAAUAGUAUGGACUCUGUUUCAACUGUCGCCACUUUUGCGACGGCGACUGAGGGGGGAGGUGGUGGCGAAGACGAUGCCGAGGAUGGGAUGCCGACCGAGAUUCUCACCUGGGGCAAUGGGACGGGGUUUUCCCAAACACCAAUGAGUCCAAAACGCGAAAAUACAGCUACCGUGUGGCCAACACCUCCCAUGAGUGGACGAGCUCGACAAGGUCAAAUGAGAUCUCCGCGACAAAUUCAGACGCAAGGGAGUAUAGUUUCUAACGGCAUCCCGACCCCUCCUGUCCACUCACCAAAUGCCUCUUUUCCCACUCCAAGAGCAUUCGGUCCGACUAGUGUGUCAAAUGAGGUGCCAGUCGACCACCCCGCCAAUACUGAGAUCCUAAUGGAGAGUCUGAUCAAACUAGCAGACCCCGAAUUCAAGGUCGGCGAAGGACCGGGGUCGGUGACCUUUUCGAGCGUCGACAAGGAUCUCGUCCUUGAUCUCUUGCGAGCUGUGGGGGGCGUCUGCAAUGAGAUCCUGCGGUCGGAAAGGAAACACGAAGUGCGUGCUGCAAAGGUGCUCAGGAGGAGACUGGACGAAUCAAGGAAGCUCUUAGAAGGGAGAGCCGACGAGUAGCCAAGUGCUGUGGGCCGCCCCGGGUGACAUCCCAUCCUAUGAUACAAGCAUGGGUGGCGCUUCGAUUCUGGAUGCUCUCGAGUGGGGGACUUGACACCAAACGACAAUAGUUGGCAGCUGAACAUUUAUUAAUUCGAAAUUAUGAAGACAUGGGUUGAUGCUCGGAAGACGAAGGGCUGGUUUCGGAAGACAAGGAAAACUCCCCCUCGAUAUCGGCCUUAUAUAUACUACUCCAACGUUUUAUACUGGACUUGCACCACAUAUGUUAUCAAUGUAAUAUACAUGACGA